Punica granatum (pomegranate) is the source of this 2358-nucleotide messenger RNA. NCBI's taxonomy places the organism in Eukaryota, Viridiplantae, Streptophyta, Magnoliopsida, Myrtales, Lythraceae. The record is from RefSeq and is a predicted model, not a curated record.
UCUCGAACGUCAUUGACAAAAUUAUGCCUACCCGGGUUUGAUGAUCCAAUUUCUUAAUCAACCCCUUCUGGGUCCUCUCCGUAAGACAAGGAACCACCGUCAAGUUUUACGAUUUCUCCAAUUUUGACUUUCUUCGAUUCGCGUACAACCCGAGUGCACAGAGAUUCCCCCAUUUCUUGUGCACUUUGGUUUUCAAUUCUUUAUUCAUCUUCUUCUUCCGUCUCGUCCUCUUCUUCUUCUUCUUCCAAUUUCAAUUCUCUGUGAAAGAUUUCUAAUUUUUCGUACCAUUUGCUUUCUUUGCCAUCUUUUGAUUGUUUCAUUUCAAGGGAGGAAGUGGAAAAGAGGAAAGGGAAAGGGGGAGAGGAGUAAAGGGUGUCUUGUGAUCGAGAAUAAUAUAAAACCUUUACCAUUUUAGCAGCUUAAAACCUGUUGCUUUUGUUUCGGGCGAAUCAGGAUCUUAUCCCAUCUGGGUCUCUUCUGGUUUCCUCCUCCAGCUUGUUCUCUGAGGUGGGGGAAAGCAGCUAUCACCAUGAACAGAUAAUCUUCCGCAUUAUGGGUUGGCUUAGCAAAAUCUUUAAGGGCUCCAGCCAUAAAAUUUCAGAAGGGCAUUAUCGAGGAAAUUAUGGGGAGAGCCCGAGUCCAAAUCACCAACAUGCUCCUUCGAGUUCCGGGGGUCUAUGGCCUGAUUACAACAAUGAAGAUAUAGAUCGCGCCAUCGCACUGUCCCUUGCUGAAGAAAACCAGAAUAGAAGAAAUACUGUUGACAAGAAAUCUCAGUUGGAAGAAGACGAGCAACUUGCCCGAGCUAUACAAGAAAGCUUGAACGUUGAGUCUCCUCCUCAACAUGGAAAUGGGCAUGUUCCCUAUCAUUAUGGGAAUACGUACGGGCUCGGUCAAACAUUUCAACCUAUGCCAAUGUAUUAUUCCACAGGGUACAGAAUUUGUGCUGGUUGCAAUACUGAGAUCGGUCAUGGACGAUUCCUGAGUUGCAUGAAUGCUGUUUGGCAUCCCGAGUGUUUCCGAUGUCAUGCUUGCAACAUGCCAAUUUCAGAUUACGAGUUUUCAAUGUCUGGAAACUACCCCUAUCACAAAACGUGCUACAAGGAGCACUAUCACCCAAAAUGCGAUGUUUGCAAGCACUUUAUUCCAACGAACCCUGCCGGUCUUAUUGAAUAUAGAGCUCAUCCUUUCUGGAUUCAGAAAUAUUGCCCUUCUCACGAACAUGAUGGAACUCCUCGGUGCUGUAGCUGCGAGCGUAUGGAGUCACGUGAUACUCGAUAUGUUGCUCUUAAUGAUGGUCGGAAGCUCUGUCUGGAAUGUCUAGACUCCGCAAUCAUGGAGACCAGCGAAUGCCAACCACUUUACCGGAGUAUUCAAGAAUUCUAUGAAGGCUUGGACAUGAAAAUCGAGCAGCAUGUGCCAUUACUUCUAGUUGAACGGCAAGCACUUAAUGAGGCCAGGGAGGGAGAAAAAAAUGGCCAUUAUCACAUGCCAGAGACGAGAGGGCUCUGCCUAUCUGAGGAAAGAACUAUCAGCACUAUCCUACGAAGGCCUAAGAUUGGGGGAGGCCGAACUUCAAACAUGGUUACUCAGCCCUACAAGCUGUCCAGAUGCUGUGAAGUCACGGCAAUUCUCAUUUUAUAUGGCCUUCCCCGGUUGCUGACGGGAUCAAUCUUAGCUCAUGAGAUGAUGCAUGCAUGGCUCCGACUUAAAGGUUAUCGGACUCUCCGCCAAGAUGUGGAAGAAGGCAUAUGCCAGGUUGUAGCCCACAUGUGGCUAGAGAACGAGCUGAGAUUGGGCUCGAGUGUUGGGGCAUCCACCUCCUCAUCCAGCUCUUCCCGGACUUCGAAGAGGGGAGUUAGGUCCAACUUCGAGAUGAGGCUUGGGGAGUUCUUCAGGCACCAGAUUGAGUCUGACACCUCGCCUGUCUAUGGAGACGGGUUUCGGGCAGGCUACCAGGCAGUCAAGAAGUACGGGCUUCCAAGCACCCUGAGGCACAUUUGGAUGGCUGGGACCUUCCCAUGCUGAUUGUUUUCGGUUGCAGAUGCCUCAGGUUGAAUGGUUUUGGGUUCCUCCAUUUCUCGAUUUCGUCUUGUCUACAAGACUGGAGCUUCACCUUUCAUAUUUGAUCUGAGGCUGAAGCUCAGCAGUAGAGAGACUUUUGGUCUUUGGUACAGAUUUUUAUUAGCUUUUCUUAGGGUGACAUUUGAUUCGUUGGGGCGGUUGUUUGAGCCGUCCAGCCAUUGUUUUUCCAUUAGUCGAUAGGUCUUUUCUUCUCCUUUUUCACAUUCUUUUCUUCCAUCUGUUCCCACAUAUUCGAUUCUUGGUGAAUAUAAAGGUCAGAUCACGAUUUUAUCA